GUAGUUUGUAGGCAAAAGAAUGGGGUAAACUAUGCCUGAACAAGGCACUCAGUCAGAGGUAGAGGAACGCGAAGAAUUUAUCAAGGCAUUCUGUGAAAUAGCCGGCUUUCAAGGGCGGUUUGCCUACUGUCUGAUGUCCAUUUAUGCGGUUAAUCCGGCUCUAUUUGAAUAUUUUACAAGCGUAGAUCUCUAUCCAUUUCUGUUAUGGAACAUGAUUUAUGGAAUCGCCGUUAUGAUCAUGUCGAGGCCCUCUCUUAAACCUCUGGUGCCUGUGCACAGAUUCACAUUUAGUUUGCUGGGUUCGCUCGCGUUCAACUACUCGAGCCUGCAGUUUUUCCACUGGUUAGCUGCCAAUUUAGAGGGAAUGCCAAUUUUGCGCACCCUUUUGGGGUAUCUAAGUGGCCGAGUUAUGAUAGUACAUCUUAUAGCUUUUCUGUAUCAUAUAGACACUCGAUGCACGGAUGUUUCAAAUAGGGCUAGGAGAUUAUCGGCGUUUGAAGCCAUGUAUUUAUAAUGCGCAGAUUUGGAUUCAUAUAGUGUUGAAAAUAUUGGCUUUGCAGUUUACGUGAUAAUUUCCUUUACCAUUUGAAAUACAAUCCCUUACACUAA
Dendroctonus ponderosae (mountain pine beetle) is the source of this 609-nucleotide messenger RNA. RefSeq lists its product as uncharacterized. The record is from RefSeq and is a predicted model, not a curated record. The transcript has 3 exons. The coding region runs from base 32 to 514 and encodes 160 amino acids. Lineage: Eukaryota; Metazoa; Arthropoda; Insecta; Coleoptera; Curculionidae.